AGCUGAGAGAGUCGACUGGAUAACAACACAGAAAGAGAAAUUCUGUCAGUGAAAUAAGAUGGAUGGAGACAAGGCUCAAUAUUCACGCCUUAUGGAGUCUCUGAAGAGGAGACAGCGGCUAGGCCCUGACGAGCUUAGACUUAUAGCUGAACAUGACAGCGAUGAAGAUCAUGAAGGCAUGACCAUUGAAGAGGAGGACUUCAUGGACAUGGAGCUCCUGGAUGAAGGGGAAGAAGAGGAUGAAGAGGAGCAAGAUGAGCAGAGGGAUCAACCAACAACCUCCUAUCGGUCAAAGUUCAGUGUGCAUUGUUCAUUGGAAUGAGGUAAUUUGAGGCAUUUCCCUCACCUUCAACGCUGAGAGGAC
Molecule: messenger RNA, 364 nt
Organism: Trichomycterus rosablanca
Lineage: Eukaryota; Metazoa; Chordata; Actinopteri; Siluriformes; Trichomycteridae
Exons: 4
Coding region: 59-322 (87 amino acids)
Source: RefSeq, a predicted model, not a curated record